This is a messenger RNA of Jaculus jaculus (lesser Egyptian jerboa), 870 nucleotides long. Its product is annotated as dehydrogenase/reductase SDR family member 2, mitochondrial. The record is from RefSeq and is a predicted model, not a curated record. Lineage: Eukaryota; Metazoa; Chordata; Mammalia; Rodentia; Dipodidae. Gene Ontology annotation, molecular function: carbonyl reductase (NADPH) activity.
AUGAUCUCAGUCCAGUGGUGCUUGUUUAGUCCAUGUACUGGGCUCUCUAUGAGGAUGCAUAGCAUUGGAGCAGCCCAAGGGGGAGUCCUGGCCAAGUGGGUAGCUCUGGUCACAGGAUCUACUGAUGGGAUUGGCUGGGCCAUCACCCAGUGUCUGGCCCAGGAUGGGGCCCACGUGGUCAUCAGCAGCUGGAAGCAACAGAAUGUGGACUGUGCACAUACCAUACUUCAGGGGCAGGGUUUGAGUGUAACAGGCACUAUGUGUCACAUGGGGAAGGCUGAGGACUGACAGUGACUGGUGAACAAGGCUCUGGAGUACUAUGGAGACAUGGGCUUCCUGGUGUGCAAUGCUGUUGUCAACCCUUGUGGGAGCACUCUGAGGGCCAGUGAACAGGUGUGGGAGAAGAUCCUGAAUGUGAACGUGAAGGCCCCAGCCUUACUCUGAGCCAGCUGCUGCCCUGCAGGAGAAGAGAGGGAGAAGGGGGCUGCUGUCAUCCUGGUCUCUUCUAUUUCAGCUUAUAUACCAUAUGUGGAGCUUGGUGCCUACAGUGUCAGCAAGACAGCACUGUUGGGCCUCACCAGGACACUGGCUUUGGAGUUGGCCCCUAAGAACAUCCAGGUGAACUGUCUGGUUCCAGGAAUAAUUAAGACUAACUUCAGUGCAGUGUUAUAUGACAGUGAGACUUUAUGGAACUGCUUCAAGGAAGCAGCUGCACAAUCCAGGAUUGGGCAACCUGAGGACUGUAGUCUCAUGUCCUUCCUGUGCUCCCCAGAUUCUAGCUACAUCACUGGUGAGAACAUCAUUGUGGCUGGCUUCUCCCCUCGACUCUGGGGCUGGGAGGUGGCUGUUCAGCUGUGGGUCAGGGUCUAA